UAGUUCAGCGCUUGUCGCUAGUGUUCGCUGCCAUGGCAGGUUAUAAAUGCGUCAAUUUCGUCGAUUUGUGCCGGCUAUGUGCCAGCAGUGGCGGAGGCAAAACUGGCAUUUUUUCGGAGGAAGGCAAAAGGAAAAAUAUUCUAUCAAAGAUAACUGAGUAUUUGAAAAUACGAGUGCAUGAGAAGGAUCGUCUGCCAAAAAGUGUGUGUGCUAAAUGUCUGAAGCAGCUGGACACUCAGGUGGAGUUUCGCGAGUCUGUUGUCAAGGCUCAAGGAAUGCUGGAAAGUUGUCUGAACUCGACUAAGCUGAAAAAUGGUGGAAUGGUUUACAUUAAAGACGACUCUCUUCGAGAGCAGCAAGCACUUGCAGCCAACCCCAUUCCAAGUCCAACUAAACCGAUUCCAGAGUCUACAGUUUCUCCCAUCACAGCUCUACCGACGGUGCAAACACAUGCUUUACCGACGCAAGCUCCUCAAAUUAAACUAGUCCCGGCAGCCGUUAGCAGUUCUACACAACAAGCGACGGCUUCAAUAUCUAGUGCACCCACAGUGACUACUCCGAUCAUUAUUAACAGUCCGGCAGGAGCAACACUUAUGGGAUCAAAUGCUGAUUUUCUCAGUAGUAUUAUUCAAGCGGUUGGAAUUCAGUCUGGAGAAUCGCAAACAUUGGCUAAUCAGCAGCAGUUACAAGCGCCUGCCAAGUACACAAUCACUCUAGACGGGCAAACGAUCAAAACCAAUCAGAUACACUAUAAAAUUCAGGACACGAAUCAGACGUUUGUGUCGGCUGGAGCUAGCGGAGAAGUUGCCCAACCUGUUACCACUCAGCAGAUGGACGAGUUUCUCAAGUUAAGGACACCGGUCAAGGCAACGAAAAGAGAGUUCAUCGAAACGACACCUCCUGAAUCUUCAUCGGCAAAGAAACCGAAAAUAAGUGUUGUGUUUAAAUCACCAACAACAGCCCAAUCUACGGUGACCCCAACUAAGACGACAAUUCAGACAACUCAAAAUUCUCCGAUUGGCGUAUCAAAUAGUCCAAUAACCAUCACUCCAGUGUCCCCAGCGACCAGUCUUGGCACCUUCUCAACUGGUGCGGUGAUUACCAGUACGCCUGCCAACGGUAGUGUGGCCUCCAGUAGCACUCCACUGAAAACCGCUUCUAUUCCGCUAUUGGAUGCCAGCAAAAUGAUGCAGGCCAACAAAUGCGUAGUUCCCAUCAUGUUAAAAACGGACAAUGGAGGAGAACAGAUAGCUUUAGCGCCGAUUGCUAACGUUGGUGACAUGAACAAGGCGGUUGUUCCCAGUGUGCAGUACGUGCAGAUGAAACUUCAGCCCAGCUCGGAUGGAAUGUUCAGACUAGCUCCGAUGCAGAUGCCACCUGCUCUCACGUUAACGCCCCAAGGCUUGCAGCAGUUCGGUAUACAGCCACUGCAAACGGUGCAAGCCCAACAAUCUCAGCAUCAGAUUCAAAUUCAACCUCAAACACAACUGUCAAUGCCAAGUGUCCAGGUGCCACUAUCAAACUAUCUCAGUCUAGUCGAAAAAUCCUCUCAAGUGCAGGCGGCUGUGGAAGCACAAACCGCUCAAGCGAAUCUGGUGAUUUCUGCUCAGCAUCUUCAACAGCAGCAACAAAUUCAGCAGCAGCAACAGCAACAACAACAACAACAACAACAACAGCAACAGCAACAACAGCAGCAACAACAGCAGCAACAACAGCAGCAGCAACAACAGCAGCAGCAUCAGCACCAGCAGCAUCAACACCAGCAACAUCCGCAGCAGCAGCAUCAGCAAUCACAACAGCAACAACAGGCACAGCCACAAGUUCAACAAUCGCAGGUCCAAAUGAUACACCGGGUUCACACUCAACCAACACAACAACAACAACCCCCACCUCCUCAACAAGUUCAUCACAAACCACAAAAAACUAACCCAUCUCCUUCAACAACACAGUCAACAUCCCAGUUGCAACAACAUCAGCCUUGUCGGAGACAGCCCGAACGCGAUGACCAGUUGAAUUCGUCCAGCGAGUCUGCGGAAGGAUCCCAGACGGCUCAAUCCAUCGCCGCCACCCAACAGAUGAAAGCCAUCUGUGCUCUGUCGGUAAAACAAGAGUCGACGGAACACGGAAACGCGGGCGGUUCCGGUAGUGGCGCCAGCGGUACGUCGGCGGUGAGCUUCACUUCGUGCAACGUUUGUUCGAAAUCAUUCAAACGCAAGGAGCACCUAAUGCAGCACCUGAAAUCGCACGUAGGAUUGAGACCGUUCAAAUGUGAUGAAACCGGCUGUCACAAAUCGUUCAGCCGGAAGGAACACUUGAUGAGGCACAUCGUUUCGCACACCGGCAAGAAGCUGUUUUCCUGUCCCGUGUGUCGGAAAUAUUUUUCGCGAAAGGACAAUCUUAACAAGCAUAAAAAAACACAUCAAGAGAACGGCAGUUCGGCACCGAUUCAUUGUCCCAUAUGCAACAAGGAAUUCUACAAUAAAGGUCAAUUCCUGAAACACAAACAAAUGCAUAGUUCUAUGUCGGCGAGAUCGGCAGAACAGAAGGUUUUCAAAAAGCUUCCAGCUAAAGUGGAAAAUGAUUCACCGUCUACUCAGCCUAUUGUCUCGCAACCACACCAUCAACAACAACCGCAAGUUCAGCAAACGCAGUUACCGACACAGCAACAGCAACAGCAGCAGCAGCAGCAACACCAACCAACCCAGCAGCUGCAAGCUGCACCCACAAUUCAACCGCAGCAAAUUUUCACAAUUCCAGCGCAGCUGCAAAACAACAGCAAGGGCCCGGUCAUCCACCAGUUGCGAAUCGCUAUGCCAAACAGUAUUGCCAACAUUGCUCAGCAGCAGGGCACCACCAUUCAGACGCUAGCCGGCCUAGCCGGCGGUGCCAGCAAAACGGCAACCGUUUACACCAUUCCGUCGAACUUCGUCAUCGACGGAACGCAAUUUAUCGGCACAACCGCUGCUGGCAGGGAACUGAUGAGCAACAUCAAAAUCGAACAGAUUACCUAGGAGCGAAAGGUACUGUGGAUCAACUAAUAACGGUAAUGGUCACAGGUUUAGUAUCCGUUGCGUUGAAUGUUGCGUUGUUGCAGAUGCAGGUGCGGGACCGACAGUUCUGUUGGGUUUCAUUAAUUGCCAUAAUGAGUCGUCGUUCUAAGUUGUUUUUUUUUUUUUUUCUGUUGCCAUAAUCGUGACUAGUGCAUUUAUAUUACGCUUUAGUUGAAACCAGUCGGUAUGUUUCGAAGCGAAUACGAGUGGUACAUGGGUUUAUUGGCUCGCAUUUGUCCAGUGAGCGGGUGGUUGAUCGAGAAUGGUAAAUCAAAAAUCUGUAGUAGAAGCAUUGUUCUAAAGGCUGUAUAGUUGUGCACUAUACGAAUCUUUCUAGCGCCAUAAAUACAAAAGAUAAACUUGUAUAUUCUUCAACAAUAUUGUAGAUAAUAAUUAACUCUACAGUUGCCUUAUACACCACUCUGUCGAAUUCUAUCUCGCUGUAGUCAAAAGUGCAUAUAUUGAGCAAAAAAAACCAAUGAAGCCUGGAACGGGGAGCUCUGCAUAGCUUUGUGGCAAGAACCAUAUGGUAAUAGUCGAGUCGAGUCAUUGGAGGGAGCCAGAGUUAGUUAGUCACCCCAGUCCUGUGUGUGGGAGCCCGGGUGCAUAGGAAUCAUCUCGAGGAAUUCUGCAGACGAUUCGUACAGAAUGCCUUGCCAAGGAUUCGUAUAUGGGAAUUCAACAGUGGAAUCCCCGGGAUACCUAUAACACUGUAAAGGAAUCGCGUUCACUAUGGACUACGAUUUCUGGGGAUUCUAGAAGCAGGAAUUCUCGCAUGUUAGUAAGGGAAUAGUGAUAAAGUCUUCAAGCCUACAACUUCAGGCAAAUCUGUUUGUCAAACCAAAUUUUCGAUACCUUAUGCUAGCGCUUUGGCUGCUUCGGUCAAUGCGAGCAAUACUUUUAGAAGACCACCCGUCCCGGCGGAUAUUCCAGUUAGCAGCUUUACGUCACAUCCUGGUACGCCUCGUCUAGGUCAGAUGCGCGUACAUUCCAUCGCGCUCUUGUGUACUAUCAGAAUUUCAGGGGUUUGCGGACUAAAAUUGUUCGACUGCGCUUAUUGCUAUUCAGUUGUAAGUAUGAUGUAGGCGAGUGUCGUCGCGGUUGGGCCACGUUUUGGAAUUCGCCCAUAACUUUCGUUUAAAAAGGAAUUUGGGAAAUCUCAAUACAUCGUUGCAAAGGUCUAAGAAUAAGGUAUAUUUCCGGAAAGUUUUGAACUGAUUGCUCGAAAAAUAAAUAAGCUAUAGACAUUUACGUGAAGACAAAAAAUGUUGUCAUAGUCAGGCCACAGAAAAUCUAAGACAUACGUAUUGAAAUUCUAUAUAGAGUCAUGAAAAGUAUUAAUUCCGUAAACAACGGCUCAUAUAGGUACAAAUACCCUAUUGUUAAUUGCAUUUUUGCGAAAUUUUGGCGAUCUUUAAAAAUCAAUAUUGAUACUUUUCCGAA
Molecule: messenger RNA, 4493 nt
Organism: Sabethes cyaneus
Lineage: Eukaryota; Metazoa; Arthropoda; Insecta; Diptera; Culicidae
Product: myb-like protein K
Exons: 7
Coding region: 33-3011 (992 amino acids)
Biological process (GO): regulation of transcription by RNA polymerase II
Cellular component (GO): nucleus; transcription regulator complex; PcG protein complex
Molecular function (GO): DNA-binding transcription factor activity, RNA polymerase II-specific; RNA polymerase II cis-regulatory region sequence-specific DNA binding; zinc ion binding
Source: RefSeq, a predicted model, not a curated record